UUUUGUCAAUAUAUAUCAUCUGCUUUUUGUUUCUUUCUAUGGACAUUGAGGGGAAAAGAUUCGCUGCUUCGGAUUAUUGUAUAGCUACGGCAUUUUUUGAAAAAAUACGGUGUUUUUUCGUUGCUUAUUCGAUUCAGAUGCUGAGAAACUUAGGGUUCGUCACGAGAAACUCUGUGAGAUUUUAGGUGCGUUGUUUUAUUGUCAUCCAAAAUUGAGAGUUUUCCUAUUGAAUCUUACACAUAAAAAAAAAAAGGAAAUUUUUUGUUUUUUAAAAAAUAAAAAUUAGAGAGAGGGAGAGCUAGGGGGAGAGAUACCCAAAAAAAAUUUGUGUUAAUCUGCUCUAUUUUAUAUUUUUUCCAACUUUUCCUUUGGGUUUAAUCCGAAAAGUAGACCUGAGAUCUAGAGUUCUAUAUAGAUUUGAAAAUGGCCUUGAACUAUUCACAUAGGCCCAUAUUUCCUGCUCAUAUAUCUGAGGAUAAUUUGGUGUCCCCAAUGAGGAUUGUGAAUGGGUAUCUUGUGGAGGGCAUUCCGGAUAAAACUGGGGAGGGUUUUAUUUGGCCAAGACAUACGAGUGGGGAGUCAGAGGAGUGGUUUGAGUAUGGGAGGGAGAGAGUUGAUAGCUGCGGAUUGCCAGAAUCGGCAUCUAAGGAUAUCAUUGACCUUCUGCCUUCCGACCCAUUUGAGAUGGGCGUAAGCACAUAUCCGAUUGAGAUGGCCAUAAGAACCACUGUUACAGCUCUUACUGGUUGGCUUAAGGACUUGGAGAUAGAUUGUGGAGGAUCACAGAGAGAUAUUGUUGGGCCAAUUAAGGAAGAUUAUAGCUUUUUGAUCUGGAACAAUGCCAUGAGAUUUCAGCAAUUCCCUUCCAAUAUUCAGUCACAUUACAAGUUGAAUGUAUCUAGUUGUAUGAAUCCAUCACACGAGAGGGCUGUGGGAGAUGAACUGCCCCAGUUUGGUACAUCAUCAACUUGCAGUACAAGAGACAUUGGCUUUAACAAUGGGUAUAGUAAUGAUUUUGUGCCAUGGAUUCAAGAGAAGGAUUUGGCAUGCCCUUCUGAUGACAAGGGAGAAGCUCCCCACGAAGGUUUGUCAUAUGCUUUAAAUUAUCUUGGAGUGAAGGAUCUUUUAUCAGUUCAAAUGGUGUGUAAAUCAUUGUGUUCUACUGUCAAAAAUGAUCCUUUAUUGUGGAGGAGCAUUCACAUUGAUAAGCCUUUAAAUGAGAGGAUCACAGAUGAUGUCCUCCAGCUAUUAACUAGCAGGGCUCAAGGUAGCAUGGAAUGCCUAAGCUUGGUUGAGUGUCCCAAGAUCACUGAUGAUGGCCUGAGGCGUGUACUUGAAGCUAAUCCACACUUGACAAAGCUGUGUGUUCCUGGAUGUACAAGACUAAGCAUUGAGGGCAUUAUGAAUAUUUUGAGGGCUUUUAAUUCUAAGAAGGGCAUUGGUAUAAGACACCUAAGAAUUGGUGGCCUUUACGGUGUGACUCAUGAACAUUAUGAAGGGUUAAAGUCCUUGUUAGGCGCAGAGAGCCUCAAGGAGCAAAAUGAUCCCAAGCCACAAUUUUAUUUGAGGGGGAGUGUUUAUCGCUUGUGUGAUGAUGAUUGUCCUAUCGAUAUUGAAGUAUGCCCAAGGUGUGAAAAAAUGAGGUUGGUGUAUGAUUGCCCUUCAGAAGGAUGUCAAGUGAAAGAUCGUGCUACUCAAGGAUGCCGGGCAUGCACCCUUUGCAUUGCAAGGUGUGUACAAUGUGGCAAGUGCAUCAAUGAUGGUCCAUAUGAAGAAACAUUUUGUCUGGAAAAUCUUUGUACUGAUUGUCGUGAUCAGAUAGAGAAUCAAGAGAGGCAUGAGGAGCCUAGCCUACGUAAGCAUCUUCAUGGCUAAGGCAAGAUAUCUGGUGUCUUAAUUAGGUGUUUUAUAUGGAAAAUUCCACUAUUAUAGUUUCUCAAGUUUGAGGAGAACACGUGAAGCAGCUGGUUGACUUUGAGCUCUUGCCUAUCAUUAUGUUCAAGGCCUACCAGCAGUUUAUUUCAGCAGUUUGAGAGAAACGCAUAUGCUGAAGGCAACACUCAAAAAAAUUUGCAGAUGGCUGAAGGAGGUGCUAACCUGGAUACUGUCUUCUUCCUAAUCAAUGGAUUAUCGCUUAUUUUACUGUAGAGCAUGUAAAACUAUGGCUUCAUUUUGCUGUUGGCAUGUAAAACUAUGGAUGGCUUCAUCUUACUGUUGACUGUUGAGCAUGUAAAACCUAUGAUCAUUUUUUUUUUUUUUUUUUUUUUUUUUUUUUUUGGGUUGGGGUUAAAAAUUACAUUCUAGGGGUUGUUCAUUCAAAAUUUGUUGGACAGUGGGCUAAGUUUUAGCACCAAA
Messenger RNA from Ipomoea nil (Japanese morning glory), 2355 nucleotides. RefSeq names its product F-box protein SKIP14-like. Lineage: Eukaryota; Viridiplantae; Streptophyta; Magnoliopsida; Solanales; Convolvulaceae. Bases 424 to 1875 code for a protein of 483 amino acids. Gene Ontology annotation, cellular component: cytoplasm. Gene Ontology annotation, molecular function: protein binding. The transcript has 3 exons. The record is from RefSeq and is a predicted model, not a curated record.